Molecule: messenger RNA, 765 nt
Organism: Agelaius phoeniceus (red-winged blackbird)
Lineage: Eukaryota; Metazoa; Chordata; Aves; Passeriformes; Icteridae
Source: RefSeq, a predicted model, not a curated record
AUGUCCCUGAGAGCCAAGGAGGCAAGUACUGUGUCUUCCUGCAAACAGGAGAGACACAGCAUGGGCGAGCUCACACGCUGCCAGCGCCCGCGGCUCCGGUUUCAGAGUGGGAAGCGGCUCUGCGCGGAUCCGGCACAAAGAGGCCCCUGUCCCCGCGGCGGAGCGGAGGCGCGGGCUCCAGAGGGAGGGAGGGAGGGGGAGCCUCGGCAGCCCCCAGUGACGGGGCGGCGGCAGCGGGCCGGCCCCGGGAGGCCGGCGGCGGGGCACCCGGCGAAGCUUAGGAACGCAAAGGGAGCGAAACUCUGGCAAGAGCUUCUCCAGCCCCUCGCGAACAACCCGCCGGGACCGCAGCCCUGCCGCCCUUCCCAGCCCCGCGCGCCGCCGCUCCCGCACCUACCGGGGGUCUCCGCUGCGCCUCCAGACGAACCGCACCGAGCCGCCUCCCAGUCCCCUCCUGCCCACAGCCAGCGCCCAGCCGGGUACCGCCUCCCCCACCCGCCCCCUUUCCAUGAGGAAACUUUUCCCUCGCAGUUGCCAGCGCGUCCCAAGACGCGCUGCCCGCCGCGAGAAGGCGGCGACGGGACCAGGACGGGCUCCGCCGCCAGGGCCACCAGGACCCCCGGCACCCCACAGGGCACAGGACCAAAAGGCGCCGGGCCCGGGAGAGCGGAGCCCGCAGCAGUGACCCCGCCGCUUACCUCGCAGGCGGCGUGGCACGGCGGAACGCGCGGCGGGCAGCGGCCACCUAGGGGAGGGACUGGUUGA